GGGGCCCUUCCUGCCUGAGCUGAGGAAUAAGGAAUGGCCUGGGGUGGGGGGUCCUUCCCUGUCAGACACUCCAGUCAGACUUCACAUUCUACCCUGAUUGGACUCACUAAUGUUCACUGUAGGGUUGAAAAGUCUAGGUUGUAUUUAUGUGUAGAUUUUCUAAGUCUUCUCACUAUAGACUCUCCUUAAAAUGUUCAAAGCAGUGAGAGUUGAUUUGUAAAGACACUUUCCAUAUAGUGCUGAUGUUGUGCUUCUCAGAUUUAGUUGAUUUAUCUGAGAUUUGGGGUACAGAAGUUUGGUGGUGAGUGGUGUUUGAACAGGCCCCUGACUGGCUUUUCCCUCUGCUUGUCACAGACCUUAGCUAUCACCAUGGCAUUGCAGUGUGGUUCCAAACUGUGGAUUGUGGUUCCCAGAAUCGCCUGCUAGUGCUUUAGAACUUGUCUGUUUCCUGUUGCCUGGGGUUGAACGUUCUCUUCCUCAGUCGCAGUCCCGUAUGCUUCCAGCCUUAGAUGAGCAUUCUCGAUUCUCGCAAUUUCUUAGUGGUUUCUUCUCAGGUGUCACUGAGGCGAACAGUUAGUACUCAGAAGUACACUACUGGAGUGCAAAGGUAUUUGUUCCUGAAAUGCCUUAACAAACCUGAGAUGAAUUUUAAUAAGGAAAUGGCAUUGUGUGGCAUUGGGUAUCUGGUUUUCACACUGGUUGGUAGUGUGAACACCUGCUGAAUUAGGUAGGGCACACUCUUUUCUCGGAAGACAGAGUGAAAUGUGACAUCAUAGUGGUCUCUAGUGUAUUCCAGCCUGUUGUUUUCCUGACAUCCUCACUACCUGUGUUCUCCAUUCCAGAUGCUGAGUAACGGAAUUGUGGAUCCCUGUAUCUACAAUUCCCUGUUACAUUCUUCGUGCAUGUAUCACAUUGCUUCUCUAUUUGGAAUGUCUUCCCUUUCUAUAUUACACACUGCUUCCAUGAAAACCUUCAAGUUCAACUUGCUUGCUACCUUAAACGGGUAUCAAGUACCCUGUUAAUAAUGUAGACAACAGUAUUACCAUUGUGUGCACUCGUUUUUUAUCCCCGUGGUCUACUUUGUACUAACGGCUAAUUGGGGAAUGCAUCUUCCCUCCUGUGCUAGAUUACAGUUCUUUAGGGUCAGGUGUGUUCUCGUUGUUGUCCAGUGCUGUGUGCAUAAUAGGUUCACCAGCUGCCUUUGAGGAUCACUGCUAUCUGUAGUUUUCAGAGGAUAUAGCAUGGUGACCCCCUGUGCCGGGAGGCUUGCUAUCCAGUCAGCGGAGCUUUCCUGGGACUGGAUGAGUUGUAUGCUGCCCAAAAGUUCCACUAAUUUCCAAGACAAUUUUAUAGCAGAAAAGCUUGGUUUUAUAGUAAUUUGUAUAUUAUAUAAACAGACUAAAUGAAGGUUAAACUGUACUCUGAAAAUGAACUUGGAAUCUUUGGAAUGACUUGAUACAAGGUGAGUGGCUAAAAUACCAGCUAUAGGAUGGAGGAGUGCUCAAGUAACUAAAGCCAGGAGAAAGGAAACAGUGGUCUCAGAGUCUGUGUAGAGAUUGCUUCACAAAAGCUUUCUCCUGCAAUGAAACUGGCUGUAACUUGCAGAUGUUGCAUUUGUAGAUGUGGCACAGCUGGAACAGAGAGACUGUCACCAAGGAACUCUGAAUCAUCAGCACAUUCUCCAAGACUUUGGUCCCAUGUUAAGGUUGACAAACGAAUAUAGUUUAUGUACUAAACAUUGGAGGGAUGUAGGGAUGGUUUAUGAUCAGAUGCGAUGACUGGAUAUGAACAGACCUCUGCUUCAGUAUGUGCUCUGGCUUUGUUUUCUAAAGGAAUAGAAGAGCAUAAGACCUCAAAUAAAGAUAUUGGCCACCAUGGUAGAAUCAACAAGAACUGGCAGUGGGGAGACAUGUAAGGGUCUUUACAGGUAGAUAGAACUUGUUUUAGGUCCUAGCACACACUUAGUCUAGGGUUUCAACCAUCUUAGUUUCUCAUCUCAGUGAGGGUGGUCCUUACUAAGAAAGGCCUUUGAAGGUCAAAGUAGAAGGUGGGUGUCCAGUGUGCCUCCAGAGUAGCUUUCUGCACUCAUGGUCUUGUCUUCCAUUGUUCCUUUACUGAAGAUACUUCACAUGGUAAACUUGCUGUGCUUAUUGGAUCAACAUCCAAGACUGAAAUGCAGCUCUUGCUCAGUGUGAAUUAGUGAUCUUGGUGCUCGUCACUCCAGUCUGUCACUGCACAUGUGAGCCUGGGCUCAUCAGCUGUGUUCUCUCUCGUUCCUCCCUUACAGCAAUCCAGGUUUUAUAGGAAAUCAGAUUUUCAGAGUGUUGGCCCUAUGGGCCAGUAAGGUGUGUCUGCAUCAGCUAGCGCUCUCAUUUUGUAAUUCUGACUUGGAUCAUUGGUUGAGGUGGCGGGUUCAACCUCUCUGAGCAUCUUUGUAGACAAAGCCACCUGUUUGUUUGCCAUUGGUUUGUAAUAGGAUCAAUGACUACUCAGGAGACACCAAGCAUGCUCAGUUCUUCAGAAGUAACGGCAAUCCCCGGUUCAGAUUGUUGCAUUAUGUGAGGUCAUUUAGGCCCAAGUGUACAUGUAGAGGCUUCAGAGUUCCGUAUAGGGAAGUGUAGUCAGUGUGAACUGUGGGAAACGGCAUCUACAACUUACGCUUUCUUGAUUGUUGGAUUAUUUUAAGCAUACUUAGUUCUACAUUUUGUUUUUUCCUUUGUCUUUUUUACCCUCCUCUCCAGGUAGAAUUUCAGCUGUGUUAACCAGACUGGCUUAGAACUCAUUACAUAACUCAGGCUGGCCUCUGCUUCAUGGCAUCCCCCCGCCUCAGCCUCCCAAGUACUGGUGUCAUGUGGGUAAGCUACCAUAUCCUGCUCCUCAGGUCUAUGUGAUUUGCACCCAUUUUAUUAAUUUCUUAGAGGUUUGAAAUAGUGCUUCUAUGGUGAUGCUUUGUGUGGAGAAUGACAUUUGAUCAGGGUGUGCUUAGGAAGGUGACUAUAGUUAACCCGUGACCCUUAGAGUAGUACUGGAUUAGAAAACACAGGUGCUUUCCGAGUCAAGACUUGAGACUUAAGGUUUUAUUUGUGACCAGGUUUCCUGUUUCUGUAGAGUAGAAACCAAGUUAGUGCCUCAACUAAUUUUUCUUUUUGUCUCUCCCCUUUCUUUACUCUGCUCCAGAUCCCUGACAUCAGAUUGCACAAUUGAAACCUGAGACCCAGGUUUUGUGAGCAUAUCUUUUGGCCUAUGGUUCAGUUUACCUGUUUGACUCCUUUGUCCUAACGGUUUCUUCUGUGAUUGACAGUGUCCCUGUUAAGGGUAUUUUUACCCGCUUUUUGAAAACCCAAGGGAUUGGUGCCUAGGAUGCUUUAACAUCUUGAUUCCUGUUCUGAGUUGAGCCUGCUAUAGCAAGACCAGGAAUGAUAUGCACAUGGUGGGCAGUUGCUGCUUGAGAAGUGAGGGUUGGUACAGUAGGCUUCACUAGACUUAGCUGCAACUCAGAAUUUCUCCUCCAGCACCUGAGUAAAUGCUGAUGGUCUUGUGGAUUAAGAGUACGAGCUAAAUUCUCAAUCCCAAUUGAGAAGCGGAGGAAAUGUAAAACUGUCUCCUUCCAAGCUUACCACAGCCACCACCAUCAAGCCAGCAAACAAAGGACAAAGACUUUGAACUGCUGUGUUGCUCUGUGUAGUCCUGUUCGCGUGUGCUUUACAGACUUGGCUGGGUUACUAAGUAAAUAAAAAGUUGGACGCUCUGUCAUUCGGACAUUUUAUUCACAAGUUACCAGAAUGAGGGCUGUACUGGAGACAGCAGACAUUGCCAUAGUGGCCCUGUAUUUUAUCCUGGUCAUGUGCAUUGGUUUUUUUGCCAUGUGGAAAUCUAAUAGAAGCACUGUGAGUGGAUACUUCCUGGCCGGGCGAUCUAUGACCUGGGUGGCAAUUGGUGCCUCUCUGUUUGUGAGCAAUAUUGGGAGUGAACACUUCAUUGGGCUGGCAGGAUCUGGAGCAGCAAGUGGAUUUGCAGUGGGCGCAUGGGAGUUCAAUGCCUUACUGCUCUUGCAACUUCUGGGAUGGGUUUUCAUCCCGAUUUACAUCCGGUCAGGGGUAUACACUAUGCCUGAAUACUUGUCCAAGAGAUUCGGUGGCCAUAGGAUUCAGGUCUAUUUUGCAGCCUUGUCUCUGCUUCUCUAUAUCUUCACCAAGCUCUCAGUGGACCUGUAUUCAGGUGCCCUCUUUAUCCAGGAGUCGUUGGGUUGGAACCUUUAUGUGUCUGUCAUCCUGCUCAUUGGCAUGACCGCUCUGCUGACUAUCACCGGAGGCCUGGUUGCAGUGAUCUACACAGACACUCUACAGGCUCUGCUCAUGAUCAUUGGGGCACUCACACUUAUGGUUAUUAGCAUGAUGAAGAUUGGAGGGUUUGAGGAAGUUAAGAAAAGGUACAUGUUGGCCUCACCCAAUGUUACUUCCAUUUUGUUGAAAUACAACCUUUCCAACACAAAUUCGUGUAACGUCCACCCGAAGAAUGAUGCCCUAAAAAUGCUGCGAGAUCCAACAGAUGAAGAUGUUCCAUGGCCUGGAUUCAUUCUUGGGCAGACCCCAGCCUCAGUAUGGUACUGGUGUGCUGACCAAGUCAUCGUGCAGAGGGUUCUGGCAGCCAAAAACAUUGCUCAUGCCAAAGGCUCUACUCUAAUGGCUGGCUUCUUGAAGCUUCUACCAAUGUUUAUCAUAGUUGUACCGGGGAUGAUUUCCAGGAUACUGUAUGUUGAUGAUAUAGCUUGCAUCAACCCCGAACACUGCAUGCAAGUGUGUGGAAGCAGAGCUGGGUGCUCCAAUAUUGCUUACCCUCGCCUGGUGAUGAGGUUGGUUCCCGUGGGUCUUCGGGGCUUGAUGAUGGCAGUGAUGAUCGCGGCUCUGAUGAGUGACCUGGACUCCAUCUUUAACAGCGCCAGCACCAUUUUCACCCUCGACGUGUACAAACUUCUCCGCAAGAGUGCAAGCUCCCGGGAACUCAUGAUAGUGGGCAGGAUAUUUGUGGCUUUUAUGGUUGUCAUCAGCAUAGCAUGGGUGCCCAUUAUUGUAGAGAUGCAAGGAGGCCAGAUGUACCUUUAUAUCCAGGAGGUGGCAGAUUAUCUGACCCCUCCAGUGGCAGCCCUCUUCCUUCUGGCAAUUUUCUGGAAACGCUGCAAUGAGCAAGGGGCCUUCUAUGGUGGAAUGGCAGGCUUUGUUCUUGGAGCUGUCCGAUUGAUACUGGCUUUUACCUACCGUGCUCCUGAGUGUGACCAGCCUGACAACAGGCCGGGCUUCAUCAAAGACGUCCAUUAUAUGUAUGUGGCUACAGCACUGUUUUGGAUCACAGGACUCAUUACUGUAAUUGUUAGUCUUCUCACACCACCUCCCACAAAGGAUCAGAUUCGAACUACCACCUUUUGGUCAAAGAAGACCCUGGUGACAAAGGAGAGCUGCUCUCAGAAAGACGAGCCCUACAAAAUGCAAGAGAAGAGCAUCCUACGAGUCGCUGAGAACAGUGAGGUCAUCAACCACGUCAUCCCCAACGGGAAAUCUGAAGACAGCAUUAAGGGACUCCAGCCUGAAGACGUUAAUCUGCUGGUGACAUGCAGAGAAGAGGGCAACCCAGGAGCCUCCCUGGGCCAUUCAGAGGCAGAAACACCAGUAGAUGCUUAUUCCAAUGGGCAAGCAGCUCUCAUGGGGGAGAGAGAGAGAGAGAAGGAGACAGAAAACGGAAGCCGCUACUGGAAGUUCAUAGACUGGUUUUGUGGCUUUAAAAGUAAAAGCCUUAGCAAGAGGAGUCUCAGAGACUUGAUGGAUGAGGAGGCUGUUUGUUCCCAGAUGUUAGAAGAGCCUCCGCAAGUUAAAGUGGUGUUAAAUAUUGGACUGUUCGCAGUGUGUUCACUCGGGAUUUUCAUGUUUGUUUAUUUCUCCUUAUGAACUUAAGGAUGUGGUGAGACACUUAACUUAAGCAAAUACUGGUCUUUGAAAACAAAAAUGUAACUCUUGCAUCUCUCAGGCAUUGUUUACGCUGAAGGUUUUAGCCAAAUUUUACUUAGCAGAAAAUCAUCUAUUUGCAAGACUAUUUUCCCGGAGUUGGAUGAAAGUAAAUCUUCAACUUAAAUGAAACAAAGCAGACUGAAUUGUGUGGGGGGAAAUGUGGUUUUAGAGUUUUACAUACCAAAGUGAGGAAAGACCAAUUAUUCUCAUAGAUCAUGUAAAGCAGAACAUGUUAAGAUGUCAUGAUGAAGUGUCUUGUAUGCAUUGCCCAGUCUUAGUAGAACUUUGCUGAAGUAGAUCUGCUCAUUUGUAAGCUUUUUGUCUCUAAUUCCUGCUAGGAUUAAAAGAUGGAAUUCGUAGAGAUUGUAUGAUUAGUUAUGUCCUGAAAGUCUAAUGUGUUGUGUAGUGAUAACUGCAGGACAGCUUUGUUUGCGUGAUUGUUUUCGUUAGCAUGAGUCGAUGGGUUCUGCUUGCCAGAAGAAAGGAAGGAUGUUUUCCUGUAGGUAUUUUUGUACCACUUGUAUGUGGUGGGGCAGACUUUGUUUCAAUCCCCUUCCUCUAUUUUUUUCUUACUUAAACUGAACCAUACUCAAAUGACUACCAAGUCUGUCUAUAAUUUUCUUUUUAAUCAGGGGGGAAGUAAAUAUUGCUGAUGAUCCCCACAUUAAUGAUCAAAUAAGGUUGUUUUAAAAUACAGUUUGGGAAUGACCAGCUACCAUGCAAUGCUUGAUAAACUUAAUGCUAAGAGGAUAAUGAAUCAUUUUCUACCUGUUUCUAGCUGCUUCCUUGUCAUUUUGUAACAUUCCUUGUUAAUUAGCCAAAUGCCUUCCCAUAUGGGUCCAGUUGUCAGAAAAUGUUCAGUAUCGUGACGGAAAGUUGGCACUGCUUUUGUAUGCUGGGUUGUGGUACUUGAUAGCUUGUGAUAUACUGAUGUUGUAUUUAGAGGGGAGAUCAAGUGCUGACUGCAUACUGCAUUCUCUCUAAGUUCUCUUCGUGGUUUUUGUCUUUCUUGAAGAUGGGCCGUGUGUUUACAUCUCUGUUGUUAGAGUCAGCACGUGAGUGUGUUUCCUACAGACUGCCUGUCCGUCACAGGAAACCUCACCCUCGCUGUUUGUCAGUGUAGGUUUCUCGAGGGGCGGCCAGCAUGUUCCUAAGUUGCCAUGAACAGAGACUUCGGGCUUAGCAGUGUGCUUGUGGAGGAUAUCACAGGACUCUUGAUACAGACCUUUAUCUUGGCUUAGUAUCCAGUUGUAACAUCCAUGGGCAGUCGAUUUUCAUAGGCUGUUUCUCCUUAGUGAGGAUGGUGCAGAAUGCACUAGAGAAAACCUCUUGAGGAUGAUGUGUAGUCCUGUGUCUUCAACACUGCCUGUUCUCCUCCAUGAAAAAUGAGGAAGCUGACUAUGUACCUACUUUCUUUAUGCUAAUAACUUUUACAAUUACACAAUAAAUUUAUUAAGCCUUGUACUCAAGGAGAAUUAUUACUUUUAUAGGUCAUUUUGUAGAUUUUUUGAAUCAGAACUCAACCCGAUAGGUUUUUUUUUUUUUUGUGAUGCAUCAACCUGUUUGCAAAUGAUGGACUUGAGUCCAACCCUGACUUUGGGGAUCAUUCGGUGCAUGCAGUCUUCCUGUCUGCAGGGGGUUCUGAUGGACUGAAUCUGUAGCUGGAAAAAGUCAUUUAUGUACAAAUAGCAUGUAUUUCUGAAGAACUUAGAGUGCCUUGUACAAUUUUUCUCUCAGUUUCUAUUUUGAGGUUUAUAACCUAGGGACCAAGUAGACAGGGGCCAUCCUUUUCCUGAAUGGAGGUUGAGGCUGUGAUGUGUCCAAGGUUACAGGACCUUUUGGAAAGAUGAGAAAUCAGUUCUCCAAAUCUGGAUUCAGAGUUUGCCCACAUGUGUUUGAAUGAAUGGUUUGUUCAUGGUUUGUGACAGUCUUCUCUUAAAGAAUUAUCCAUUUGAGAUAACCUUUCAGGCUUUGAAAAAUGUUAACAAGAUCUUGGCUUGUCCAAAUUUGUAUUAAGUUGUAGGAGUUAGUGUUUCCUUUGAACACAUCCCUAUGCUUAGCAAGAAUUGACACAUUGGCUGAGUGGCCUUCCUAAUCCUCAUAUUUACAGCAGAAGUGAAUAGAUAUUUGUGUGAAUUUCUCCCCUUUGUUAAUAUUGAGUCUUAAUAAUUUGGAAUGUCAGAGUCCUCUUACCCUCUUUUUGUUGUCUUAUAGUAGGAUACAUAAAAUACAUCGUCAUGUGUCUGUGUGUAAAUAGCAGUAGGUCAAGUUUAGAGUACUAAUGUUUAUAAAUAAGGAAUGCCUUAGCAUAUCCACUAGGUGUUUAUUCUCACCAGUACGAACAUCACUUUAUUGAGUCUGAAGUCCCUAACGCUUGUCUUCCUUACCUUCCCAGUAAUAGAUACUGUGAUUAAGUAAGUAUGUGAAUUGGUGAUGGCAGCUUCAUUUCAGGAGACCAGUCUUUAGUCUGUGGGUUCUUGGAAUGAUCUUGGAAUGAUACAUGAUUAUUUCAGGCUAGCAAAAUGUUCAUGCUUCACAUGGAUAUAUGAGUCCUAAAAGAUGGCAUGCAUCUGUAUAGACAUUUACACAUGCAUCUUUGUGCUUGUGCAAGCUAAGGAUCUGAAUUGACCAAGAUUGACCGUGACUAAAAUAGUGACUAAAAGUAAAAACAUAGGUGAGGCUAUUGGUCUACAGAGGUAGGUGAGAAAUAGAAGCCUGGCAUUUAUCAUAUGAUAUCAUGUGUUUUGUCUUCCCAAGCAGUUCAUGUCUGGGUCUAGAGUGAAGGGCUUUUAACAGUGGCCUGGAGAAUGAUUGUCGGCUCUUCCGUGGGACUUCAGGUUUCUCUUUCAUUUCAGAAGAUUGUAUCCUGCCAUCCCAAGAAUAAACAGCUGGGCCGAUCUCUCCUUCAGCUAUUCUUUCUAGGAAGUGAUUGCUUUUGUUUUUAGAGAAGCAUCAAGUAAUAGUACCUGUCCUUGGCUCAAAUUCAAUGGAUCUCAUUUCCAGGGCUUCCUUUUCACUAGCUCAAAGGAUCCAUUAUCUUGCACAAAGAAGCUGAUCAGGGUUGUAUGUCCUUAUCUCUUAGAGAUGUCAGCAUAAGAAAUUAGCAGAGACCCUUCCUUCACUUUGUGAAACUUCCCAGUUAAGAAUAGAUCAGUGGAGUUAAUUGGUUCAUUAAGCAUAGGGUUAAAAGCCUUGUGUGUGGGGGGGUAUGAAUCUUUAAAUUCCUACAUUGGGAGUCUUUCUCUAUUCCAACUGAGUGAUCAUCUCAUCUCUUUGAAUAUCAUUAUUGUAAUUGAUGGAUGCAUCUUCUUUUUUACCAAAUAAAUAAGCUUUGUUAUUAGCCAUGAAAAGAUCAGCCUCUCGUCUGACUGAUGCUCUAGUACUAAGAUGGCUUCAUUCCCUCCUGCCUUAUUUCCUUUCACAUCUUCAUUGGAAAGGGACCACAUAGGUAUCUAGUGGUGACACUUACCAUUUCCUAAGUUUUAUGUUGAAAGACCAUGUGUGCACAAGACCAUUCCUGUUAAAUUACGUGACUGCAGAGCCUUGUUGGCGUACAAUUUUUCUAAGAAAUAAUAAUAAUAAAUUCGACGUUGACAAGUGUGUGUAAUACAGAUGUGAACAGACUGAUAAAGAACAAUCACUAGUUUAAAAUCUGUAGAGGUGAAAGGUCACAUUCAUUGGGUUCUGGAACUUGAGGCGGCUGGGCUGUUGGCUAGCGUAAGCCCCUCUCCAGGGAAUAAGGUCUAGCUUGGUGAGUUCCAUGCUAAGAUGGUCAGGUUAAAGUGGCUGAUGGCUGCCAGUGAUACCUGAGUGGGAAGGAAGCAGGCCUUUCGGCUUCUUGCUCUGUGGGAGUUCUCAUUGUCUAAGCAGAGUUUACAGGUGGCGGCGUCUGGUUCCCUUGUCCCUUGCUUCUUAGUUGGUCAUCUGCUCUUUCUUUCAGUACUUUCCGAUUUCCUGGUUAGUGCUCGGUUUAUUUAUUUCACAUCCUCUCUUGACGUGCACAUGUCUUGCUUUGCCCCAGGAUUGAGGACUUAUAACCAAAUAAUGAUUCAUUAAAUUACAGUUAGGUUUAAACAUACUAAACUUAGAGUAUCUAAAAAUGUUAAUGAGAGUAAAUGUUUCCAAGAUAAUUUCCUCAUAUUUAUUGGUUAAUAAUAAAAGCAUUAGUGUUUCAGUAUUCUUAAAGUCAGGAAACAAUAGUGAGUUUCCAUAGAAGUCCCUUUGAGAUGAUGGUGUCACGUGAUGCAGAAAGGCUGAUUUUUGCCAUGAAGGUGUAAGUCUGAAAUGAGUUGGUGUAAUGACAAACACUGGUACUGUAGGCACAAGUGCCUAAGCAGUGAGGCGGGGCCGAGCCCCUUCUCCUGAAGAUCGCUCUCCUGACUGGGCUUGGACCUCUCCUGACGCGCUGUUGUGAAUACUGUAGCUGCUUAGUGAAGUGAGCCCAGCUUCCAUGAGAGCGAUGUUGGUGCCAAGUCCCACACUUAGUCAUGUGUUUUCAUUUAAAGUUCUCACUGCUCACCGCUCACUACAGCAGCGUUGUGAAAAGCGAUGCCGUUCAUGUUUCUGUCUCCACUCCUUUAUAACAGGCAAGGCUGAGUUAAGUGUAAGCCACCCAUGUUUCUAGCAACCGCUAGCUGCUGGCCUGUAGCACUUUGCCGAGAAACGAAAGAGAUGCACUUUAUUCUUUAGAGGGGCAUGCAUCCUGCGCGCUCUGCUCGUGGACGGGCUCCUCCGGGCGUCGGAGCCAUGGUUUGCUGUGCCCAGGGGCUGUGUGCAGGAGCUGUGCCCAGGAGCUGUGCCCAGGAGCUGUGUGCAGGAGCUGUUGCUCUCCUGCGCCUCCUCGCUCACCCAGACGUGUUUGUCUAGUGAACUCUGCUAGGGAUUUUCUGGACAGCACAAGUUGACAGUGUAUCCCACAGCGUAAUUAGAUGAAUUCUCCCUGUUUCCCUAGUGCUGCUGGAUAUAUCAAUUUAUAUGUAACUACACACGCGCACACACAUGUUUAAUGUUCAAUUUAUCAGUAUAGCCUAGGCAUCUGAAAGCAGAAUGUCAUUAGUAACUGUGUGUGUGUGUGUGUGUGUGUGUGUGUGUGUGUGUGUGUGUGUGUGUAAAUUGGAAACAGAUUGGGCUUAUUGAAAUCUUCAAAUGGCAAUUGCUAGUAGACAAGGUUUUCCACAGUGUAAUCAAGUUUUGAGGUUUGUGUAAGGUUGCAGGUAGCCGCCUGCUUGCUGGUGUUGAUACGCUGGUUUGCACCCGACCCUUUCUUGGCAGUAAGCUUCCUUUGUUGUUUUUAACUUUAUUGUAACUAGUGAAGAAGGCUAGUAGAAAGUACACAUUUACACACUUUUAUGUGUAGUCUUUUGGUUCAUGGAAACAAGGCAGUUGAGUAUACGUAUUGUGGCUUCAUGUUAUUUAUUCAUCUUUAUUUACUUUAUAUCUAUAAUUAAAAUUUUGGUUACAUUAUAAUUCUGAGUAUAUUUUUAGAGUGUUCCAGUAUAGGUUUGUUAAGGACAUCUGAGAACUCCUAUAACAAACAGUAGUUUAUAUUUCCAUGUGUGAGGAGAGGCUAAAGGUCCAUAGAAAGCACAAAACUGUGUUCACAUGUGUGUGUUUCCACUUGUACAAAGCACAAAACCUAAUAGCACUCUCGCACAAGUGCAAGUCACAAACCCGCCAGACUUUGUCCCAGGGUUUUCAUCAGGAAGACCACAGUACUGAAAGGCUAGACAGCGAGUCCGCUGUUAGAGCUGGGGUCUCCGUCAUAGUCUCCGAAUCUCACUCUGUAUUGCUCCGAUGGAGAGAAUAAACUGCUUGUAUUUGGUGGCUAGGGAAAAUGAGAUUUGUAGACACAGACCCACAAUCCAAAAUGAAAACUGGGACAGGCGGGUUUCUGGUGGGCAGAGCAGGUGACAGACAGCUUUGUAAGUUGUAGUUAUUUGAAUAGUUAAAAAAAAAAUCUUGUCUAGAAUAAAGAUUAUUUGUUUCCAACAGUGCUCUAAAAACAUGAAAAAAUUCACAUUAAAUAGUGCAAAUACCAUAUUGAUCUUUUGUAUAGAUUUGCACAAGGUGGCGUUACUUUUUUUUCCUUAUGUGCUUAACUGUACUUUUUAGAGUUGGAUCUGUGUGUUCUGCACAUCAGACUAUUUCUGGACAGAUUCAACAUGACACUGCUUUUCAUAAUGGCACUGAGAAUUUUUUAAUGUGUUCUGUUAGUUGUUCCUCAAGACUAGAUGAGUGGAAAGCUGUGGGUGUGCAUGCCGGAAUGAAAAUGGCAUUUCUUCCCACUCACCAUUGCCCUUUGCCCUGGUUUCCUUUACCUCCACAUAGUCCCGUGUUUACCAAGAAUGAAAAGGAGCCGUCUCAAGUUCUGUCUCCGUCUUAAGAUACAGCUCGCAGAAAGGAGCGGGCCUCCUCUGUAACCUUUUAACUAAGAUUGUGGAUGGUAUAGACUAAUGUGACCUUAAAAAAGACAAGGUCUUGGUAUGUGAUAUAUCUUAGAGUCCACAUGAGCACUGAUGGUGAGAUGUCUCCCUCCAGCAAGAAGCUAGGUGUGUGUACGUACAGCAGGUGUGUGUACGUACAGCAGGUGUGUGUGCGUACAGCAGGUGUGUGUACGUACAGCAGGUGUGUGUACGUACAGCAGAAUGUUACAGCAGGUAACUUGGAGGUUGCAGGGUGGGGGUGGGGAGCUGAGAGGAACAGUGUGUGAGGAAUGUCCUUGGCUUAGCAAUAUGUGACAGUGUAGAGCAGGGAGCCUUUGACCUAUGUAUUCUGUACCUUUAAGAGCGUUUAUUACAACUCUUUGAAAUGCUUUUUGAAAUUUCUUUGGCAGAAAUGAUUUUCAUUUAUAAUUUCAUGGAAAACUGCUUUAAUUAGACUAAGUGAAAAGUAGCCCUAGUGUAAAUAUGUAUAAUUUCCUAAUUUCAUUCACUGUGAGAUCUCAGACUUUUGAGUGGCAAAUAGAUCACCAAGUCUUUUGCUCAUGGACUUCUCUGUGGGGUUUUUAAGAUGUAAAAGCUUUAUUAUUAUUAUUUUCUGAAUAGCAACAGACUGCAUUGGUGUCUGGUGACGGUUCGGAACCGUCCUCUGCCGCCCUUACCGUUCCUGCUUCAGUCUGGGAGCACCUGCAGAGUGCAGACCCAGCGGGCCUUCCUGUCUCUGCGUGGACAAAGUCUUUCUUUGUCUGGAACUGUUGGUAAUCACCGUAUGAACUGUUAGGCUUUUCUGCUUUUAUUUUUCUUUUUUGACAAAAUGGAUAUCAAAAAUAGUUGCUGUGCAAAAGUUAGUAGUCUUCUUCAAGAAGAGAACAAUUCCUUUUCUAAUAAUAUCCUGUGAAAUUGCUUCAUUCAUUCCUUUAUUUUUAAGCCAAAUGUCAGCGGAAUACUGCUGCUUUUAUCGAAAUAAUUUUGAUAUGUAAGUAUUAAUGCAUUUUAAAAGAUGUCUGCAUUGAGAAAUAUUUUCCCAGUGUACUGCCUGUGAAAACUUCGUUCACAUUCUGGUUAAGAGACCAGUUAGUACACUGAGGCUGUGUAUUAUGUACAUGUAUCAUUUUAGUCUGAUAUAGACCAAAUAUGGUUGUAAGGAGUUGAUGAACAUUAAUUUGUUAUUGGUUAGUUUUUAAUUAUUUUCUGUUGUCCUCAGCCUCUUUUGUUUUCAAGUUUGACUAAUAUGGUCCAUUUCAUUAUGUAAUUCAUUUUCAAAGAAAUUAGAAUUUACUUCCAUCUUGAAAACAGUUAAAACUGUAGAUUUAAAAUUGUUAACUAUUUGUGACAAUUCUAACUUGCCUAUACUGUAUACAGCUGAGUUUUAAAAUUGUAGACUUGUAUGAUCUUGGUUUACUGUGUUGUGUUACUGUUGUUUAAAAAUUGACAAAAAAAAAGAAGCCAAUCCGCUAAGGAGCUGUCAGUUUUUAUUGCUGACUACAAAACGCUCUGUUCUCUGUGUUCGCCUGUUCUUUUGCCAGCUGCUGCGUUAGCCUUCAGAAGUAUUUGAAAACUUAAGAUGAGUACAUUUCUUGCAAAGUCCGUUCCUUUCUGUGGUAUUUUGUCCUGUAACUGAAGUGUAGUAAUUAUUUUAUGGAAAUGUCAGCACUUCUGUACCAACUUUGAAUAAAAUGAGAAAUUUACA
This is a messenger RNA of Peromyscus leucopus (white-footed mouse), 14126 nucleotides long. RefSeq names its product solute carrier family 5 member 3 (gene Slc5a3). The record is from RefSeq and is a predicted model, not a curated record. The coding region runs from base 3783 to 5939 and encodes 718 amino acids. The transcript is spliced from 3 exons. Gene Ontology annotation, molecular function: D-glucose:sodium symporter activity. Gene Ontology annotation, cellular component: plasma membrane. Lineage: Eukaryota; Metazoa; Chordata; Mammalia; Rodentia; Cricetidae. Gene Ontology annotation, biological process: transmembrane transport; inositol metabolic process; myo-inositol transport.